GCCCAGUGCAUCGCCUGCAUAUCUCUUCUCUUCACCAGGCCGCUUAUACUUCGCGAUCGCCACCUGGGUUCCGUCAAUGUCCGCAAAAUGACCAUAGAGUCCGAUUCGCCAACUCCUGUACUGCCACCUUCCAAACGACAAGCGCACGAUACGAUCACCCCGGCCGUGCGGACACCCUCAAGGAUAGCUACACCUCCACCGCCGCCCGACCACGGCAGGUUGCAAGCGAUGCCGAACGUGAUAGAUAUGAACAACCCGAAGAGCGCGCGGCAUAGUGGUCGACGGAGCGACAGGAUGAGUCACGGUGCUGUCGAUCCCGAAAGCUUGACGCGCGCCCUCUCGAGGGAGCUUUCGGUAGAUAGACGGGAUAGUGCGUCCGGUGCUAGUCCUAGCAGGAAGCGCCAACGCAUUAACGGGGACAGAUUCAUUCCCUCUCGGUCUGGCCAGGACCUCCAAGCCAGCUUCAGCCUUUUACAUGACGAAGGCUCGCCAGCAACUCCUUCGCGGCAGAAGAAGCGCACACCUCAUGGUGAGCUUCAUUUCCAAAAAACCGAGGAGGCAAACCGAAUUUUUUCGAACGUGCUAAGGGCAGAGCUCUUCGAAAACACAAUACCACAAGCCACCCCGCCCACGUUAUCUCCCGAUGCUAAUUUACCGGGGUCAUCGCACUCGACACAUCCUCACGAUGGCACGAGAUCCCACACGCCGCCUAACAACCCUCCUCCUACCCUACCCCCAAGCUUCACGCCUUCGACGCCACAUAAGAAUCUGUUCUCUUACAUGUCGCCUCGCCAUCACAGCAACGUUGCUGGUCAUCCGACACCCUCAAGAACCCCCCAGAGUCGACAUGGCCCCAACCUAGACAUUCGGUCGGAGAUUUAUAGCCUUUCACCCGUUCGGUUCGGGAGUCAGCAGAUGCUAUUAAGUCCGAGGAGACAGCCUCGGGCGGUCAGCAAGGUGCCAUACAAAGUCCUGGAUGCCCCGGAGUUGGCGGACGACUUUUACUUGAAUCUAGUGGACUGGGGUAGUGCCAAUGUUCUAGGUGUCGGCUUAGGAUCGAGCGUCUACAUGUGGAACGCGCAGACGAGCCGGGUGAACAAGCUAUGCACCCUUGAAGACGACACCGUGACGAGCGUGUCCUGGAUCCAGAAAGGGACACAUAUUGCCAUUGGCACGGGGAAGGGUCUCGUCCAGAUCUGGGAUGCCGAGAAGACCAGGCGUUUAAGAACGAUGACUGGCCAUACCGCUCGUGUGGGGUCGCUGGCCUGGAAUACCCACAUCUUAACGUCGGGGUCGCGAGAUCGCUUAAUAUACCACCGUGAUGUCAGGGCCCCGGACCAAUGGAUGCGCAAGCUUAUGGGUCAUAAGCAAGAGGUUUGUGGUCUCAAGUGGAACUGCGAAGAUGGCCAGUUGGCGAGCGGGGGCAACGAUAACAAACUUAUGGUCUGGGAUAAACUUUCCGACACGCCUCUGUGGAAAUUCUCGGAUCAUACUGCCGCCGUCAAGGCGAUCUCAUGGUCCCCUCACCAACGCGGUCUCCUUGCUUCGGGCGGAGGAACCGCGGAUCGAAGGAUCAUCUUCCACGAUACGGUACGGGGAACAGCCAUUAACGAGGUGGACACGGGCAGCCAAGUUUGCAACAUCUCGUGGUCCAAGAAUUCGAACGAAAUUGUUUCCACCCACGGUUAUAGCCAAAACCAGAUUGUCGUAUGGAAAUACCCGGCGAUGACACAAGUGGUUAGUCUCACCGGCCAUACCUACCGGGUUUUGUACCUAGCAAUGAGCCCCGACGGUAGAACCAUCGUAACCGGCGCCGGCGACGAGACGUUACGAUUCUGGACCGUUUUUGGACGGCGACCGGGCCAGAGGGAAGAUAGCGACGGCGGCGGCGGACGGCUGAGUGACUGGGGCGUCAUUCGGUGACGGAAAGCUAAAUCCGUUUCAUACUUCAACUCCAUCUACUACCCUAUUUCUACGGUGCCAGCUCCUACUCCGCCACGAGGAGAAAAAUCGACGUGUAUGCUUUUAACGAAAUUUUUGAAGGAACUAACAGUGGUUGCAUCCACCGGCGUUCUCACAUGCUUUUGGGAGGCUUCGCAUUUACGAGCCUGCUUCGGCGUUGGCUGUUCUCUUCCUUUUUUGGGUUGUGAGGACGGGGGGAAGGGGAGGGGGGGGCGGGGUCGGGCUGGGGUUUCUAUUACGAUAUCGGGCGGGCGCUGGGCCGAUUGAUCGGCUACUUCCCGUCCCAGUGUCUAUAAUGGCAGUGGACAGUUGUUUUGCGGGUAGGUAGCCAGGCGUUGAGAGAAAAGAGGGUGGGAGGGGGUUG
Messenger RNA from Durotheca rogersii, 2326 nucleotides. RefSeq names its product WD domain-containing protein. Gene Ontology annotation, biological process: positive regulation of ubiquitin protein ligase activity; positive regulation of anaphase-promoting complex-dependent catabolic process; anaphase-promoting complex-dependent catabolic process. Gene Ontology annotation, molecular function: ubiquitin ligase activator activity; protein binding; anaphase-promoting complex binding. The record is from RefSeq and is a predicted model, not a curated record. Gene Ontology annotation, cellular component: anaphase-promoting complex. The transcript has 3 exons. The coding region runs from base 88 to 1923 and encodes 611 amino acids. Lineage: Eukaryota; Fungi; Ascomycota; Sordariomycetes; Xylariales; Xylariaceae.